Wasmannia auropunctata (little fire ant) is the source of this 3096-nucleotide messenger RNA. RefSeq lists its product as uncharacterized. Gene Ontology annotation, molecular function: protein binding. Lineage: Eukaryota; Metazoa; Arthropoda; Insecta; Hymenoptera; Formicidae. Gene Ontology annotation, biological process: centriole replication; centrosome duplication; regulation of cytokinesis. The transcript has 6 exons. Bases 244 to 2646 code for a protein of 800 amino acids. Gene Ontology annotation, cellular component: centriole. The record is from RefSeq and is a predicted model, not a curated record.
UAGCUGGACCUUUGCUCCACUUUAGUUGGCGCACCUGACUCAAUCCCGCCAACCCACUGGAGUAACUCCAUUUAAGUACAGGCUGUAUCGUUUCUGGUGGAAACGGAAGCCUACAUCAGAAGAAGAAGAAGAAGGUAAUCGCAUUUUGGGUAUUUAAAUGAUAAGAAAACUUCUCGUGUGAAGAUUUGAAAAGAACGUCAGUGGAUUGUGACGAAGUGUAUUCUCGAGUAUCACACGUGAAACAUGCAGCAAGAAUUUUAUACCUCUUGUAUGAAAAUAAACGGGAUACCUCUUCUUCCACCACUAAUGACCGACGCCAUAAAGGAAGAGAUGAGACGUUAUAAAUCUAUGGCAAUCAAAGCGGAAAGUAAUUUGAGGGACAGACGGCUGGUUAAACGUAUCGUUCUGGAUAAAUGCAUGCAGGCUAACGUAACGGAACCAAUGGAUAAAUUAAAUAGCAUUAGAUAUAGUUCGGAUAGCGAUGUAUCUAGCCGUGACGUCGCGAGUGAUACCAAUAACAGCGAUUCGUAUUCGAAAAUGACUAUUGUCGAACCGAUGCCACGAGUCGUGGGAGAAAUCAGAGAUGGCCAUAAUAUCCAGUCCUCCAUAUCAGAUAUACAGCAUUCGCAACUUCAAGUUUGUCCAAUAAAUAAUACUGCUAAUGAUUCAAAACCUAUUGCUGCCGUGACUGAUCAAAAUGAAUGUGUUGAUGCAACAGAGGUGGCGACGCCGAGCGAAGAUGCAAUGUCAGAGAAUUGGAAGCCGCAGGUGCCCAAAACAUUGGACGUGGUUCCGAUAAUGUUAAGUAACGAUGAGGAAGACACUUCUUCUUCCAUAGGGGUUUCCCAGGAAACUGAAAAUCCACCUAAGCUAUCACGUCAAGGCUCUUACAUAUUGGACACACCCAGUCCUAUGUUGCUCGCUCAUAUGCAUACAGAAUUGACUGACGAAAAGUACAUCCCCACCCCUGCCACUAAUGUGUCACAACGAAAACAAUGGAACAUUGUGCAGCCUAAAGUGGAGUGGGAAAAUAAACAGUUUAUGGCAGAUGUUGAGGAUUUAAGUGAAUUAGAAUGUACAGCGGAAAUAUCAGCUUCUCCGCAUAGAAAGCCUGAUAAUUUGAUGGAAUCACGUCAGGUAGAUGAAUCUAUCAGUUGUACUGAAGCAGUAAUUGUCAAAGAAGAUGUAUAUAGAUUUGAUGCUUCACCAACUGAACAUAAUCGUAGAUCUAAUACAGAUUUUAAGAAGCAACAUUCCUUAGAAAAAUCGGAGAAAGAUAGCGACACCAAUAUAUUAAAUUUAUCGAGUAGAGAGUACUUAGCAGGAGACGCGAAUGGUCCUAAAGUUCAUUUGUCUUGCAUAGAUGAGAGGCAUCGCAGCAAAAAGGCGAGCACCCCGGAAGGCGACUAUCGCGACUCGAACAUUAAGAUAAAGUCUUCCACACCAGAUAAACUCUUGAUGGUUUACAAAGAGAUUGAAGCGAUGCACAAGAAGCAGAUGAUGGAGUUGAUAUACCGUCAGCGAAAGGAACAAUCGCUGCUGCAGGCGGAAUUCCAAAAGCAGCAGAUGCUCUUGCUAGCCGAGAUACGAAAGUGCGCCAGCGGAGUACCGCGUCAAGCAGACGUUUCGGACGUUAUGUUAAAUCGAUCGUUGUCAAUUGACGAUGCGAGGCCGGCGAGUUGCGAAACGAGGUUGCAACAAACGAACAUAAACUCGCUCGGCAGCGUACGCGCGGAAACGCAUUGUAAUAUUAAAUUACCGUUGACGAACCGUGUGAUUGUAUGUCCACUGGAUUACCUCUCCUCGAGAAAUUUAUACUUGCUUAAACAUCAGUCCAUUAUCGCGGACAAUUCUCCAGCAACUCUCGAUUACGACUUUACGAGAAAAGUGAGUUUAUGCAACACCACGUAUAACAACAACAACAACAACAACAAUAACAACAAUAAUAAUAACAGUAAUAAUGACGAUAACAGCAGUCACGAGUCGCAAGAUCUUAUUGUAUAUAAGAAUUCCAAUGUGAGCCGACAGUUAUUUCCCUUAGAUAGUAACACUACGCACGUACCAGUGCUAGACACCACAGUAUAUCUCGAGAAACAUGUACAGGCGGUGAAUACCAUCAACGCUUACACACGUGGUUAUUUAGUACGUAGAUUAAUGCGAACCGAACGCGUCAUUACACUGAAAAAAGUAUACAAAGAGGCGUUGCAAUGUAUGCUUAAGUUACACGUCGACGCGCCUUUAAACUUGGCAGAAGUAGAUUUCCUCCAUCGUCUUCAGUUGCAGUGCGACGCAGCGUCCAUGAAUAUAGUGGAAUUAUUCGCCCAAUCCCCGACGAAGAGAAUGAAAGUAAUCGCGCAAGAUCACGAAAUUAAGGAGUCUCGAAUGGAACGCCCGACUUCAGCUCGCUCGUAUUCGUUCGCCACUCAGAAGACUUUGGCCAGAAAGAACUUGAAGGAAUUCGAGUCCACAAUGGCGAAACACCAGCGACCAUUGGCUGUUAAAAAGAGUUUAGUUAGGUCUAGAUGUCAAACGUGGACUUCGGAUAUGAGAGACAGACUUAUGUCACCAAAUACAUUGCGUAAGAUUCUUUACAUCUCUUUUCGUCACACAAUUUUCCUUAAUGAAUGUACUUCAAUAUAUUCUUGAAAUUGCAGAUCAAGGUAUCAGGAGGAGCACGAGUACAGGAGCUGUACGAAAGCCGUGGCGAUGACGAGAUAGAGUGCCUUAUGACGUUGGUUAAGCGACACGUCAAUUUUACUGUUAAAAAGAGGAAUCCUGCACGCGGAGUACGACGAAUUGUGUUACCUGGAGCGCUUCGCGUUAGUUACUCCUGCUGUUUAAGAAGCGCACUGGUGCCUGGUUCUUCCGACAAAUUUAUUUUUUAUUACUAUCGCAUUUCUUGACUGAGACGAUACUCAUCUGUGAUACGUGUAUAUCCAAUAUAUAUCGUUUUCUAUUUUCGAUUUAUCGAAGCUAAAAUGGAUAUUUGUUAUGUGAGGGCGAAAUAUAGAGGCAAUAAAUUGAUUUUAUUGUCAGGAGAUUAAUUAUUGGGAUAAUCUUUUUUAUAAUAAAGGCUGUUGCUUAUUUUACGUCGAA